GCGAAAAAAAGAAAGAAACGACAUGGGAAGGCGGGCGUUUGGCUGGUUUAGGCAGGCGGUCCGGACAGAGGACUCGUGGACAAAGUCCAGCUUCGAUGCGUGGAAGCAGCAGGUCUCUGACACAUCGGGAAUAAUGGCGGCGUCCUAUUUGCUCCGCCGUCUUCGUAAACCCUAACCGCUCCUUCUCCGAUCCCCUUCCGGUAUCUCGACUCAUCAGGGAAUGGCGAUGGAGGCGACGAAGUUGUUGUACGUAGUUGUAGUAGAUGGCGACGACGGGAAGGAGGAGAAGAACUCGUUUCGGUACACGCGUUCUGUUCUGCAGAGUACUUUGCAGCUCAUGGGGUGUAAGGCUAGACACGCUUUUAAGAUUAGCCAAAGGGUUUUAGAGGAGAUGAAAAGCAAGUACAUGAACAAUAGUUUGGAUUCGGCGAGUACAGACAAAUCCGAGCAGUAUAGUGUAAAUGAACUUGUACAGGAAGAAAACUAUCAUAACAAGAACGAACCAUUUGAGUUGUAUAAGAAGCGCACAACUGUUGUUGUCAGAAGAAAAACCUUUAUAGAUGUUAUUUGUGAUGCUCUCACUGAAUACAAGUAUGUGGGCACAAAUCAGAGGGCUGAUUUAACUUUAGCUUGCAGAAUCCGAGAAAGGAAGGAAUCCAUCACAAUACUCCUUUGUGGGACAAGUGGCUGUGGCAAAUCUACUUUGUCUGCUCUACUGGGAAGCAGGUUGGGAAUCACAAAUGUAAUAUCCACAGACUCAAUUAGGCAUAUGAUGAGGAGCUUUGUGAGUGAAAAUCAAAAUCCUUUACUGUGGGCUUCAACUUAUCAUGCUGGGGAAUAUUUAGAUCCAGUAGCAGUUGCUGAGGCGAAGGCCAAACGGAAGGCAAAGAAGUUGGCAGGGUAUUCUACUACACAACUACAAAAGAAUGAUUGUUCUAAUUAUUCAACGAAUAAAAAUUAUCCUGCAGAGGGGAGUUCUAGUGCUGUUGAUUUAAUCAGUCCGAAACAGAUGGCAAUUGAAGGGUUUAAAGCACAGAGCGAAAUGGUUAUUGAUAGUCUGGACAGAUUAAUUACUGCAUGGGAAGAGAGGAAAGAAUCAGUUGUUGUGGAGGGUGUUCAUUUGAGCCUUAAUUUUGUGAUGGGAUUAAUGAAAAAGCAUCCAUCAAUCAUACCCUUCAUGGUGUUUAUUGCGAAUGAAGAGAAGCAUUUGGAACGUUUUGCCGUCCGUGCAAAAUACAUGACGCUAGAUCCUGCUAAAAACAAGUAUGUCAAAUACAUACGCAACAUCAGGACCAUACAAGAGUAUCUCUGCAACAGAGCUGACAAGCAUCUAGUUCCAAAGAUUAACAACACUAAUGUGGACAGAAGUGUUGCAUCCAUUCAUGCUACUGUGUUUGGCUGCCUGCGGAGACGCAGUGCGGGAGAGAAGCUUUAUGAUCCCAUGACAAACACAGUGCCUGUUGUUGAUGAGGAAUACAGGAAUCAGUCUGCUGCUAAUUCUUUGAGCUCUAAGGGUAUGUUUCAGCUCAUUCAAAGAAAAGGCUCUUCAAGGCAUUUGAUGGCUCUUUUCAAUAAUGAUGGGUCGGUAGCGAAGACUUGGCCAGUGGAUUCAAUAGAUAGCAGUGGCAAACCCAUUACGGACAGCAGGGUUGGGAUGUCUGUGUAUGAACCACUGCAGAUUGGGAAGGCCGAACCUGUGAAUCUCCAGUUUGGGUAUCUUGGGAUCAGCGCUUGGCUCGGUGAGACUGGUUGCACAAGUCAUGCAAGUAGUGUGGAUGAAUCAAAAGGAGACUUCACAGACAAUGGCAGUAGGUAUUAUUCUUCCUGCUGCAGUUCUCCAAGAUUUCUUGAAGGGAUAUCCAAGGAUUCCAAGGAACUGAAGGAAGAACAAUCUGUACAUGGUAGUGAUGAAGAACUAUCUGAGCCACCUGAAAUGGAAAGUGAUGAGGAUUUAAGUGACGACAGCUCAAAACAUUUUCAUGAAGAGUUGGAAGGGUCUGUGGAUGAGGAGUAUACAAAAUCAGAUGAGGAGUAUGAUGAUCUAGCAAUGCUGGAUGUACAACAGAAUGGCGACAUCCCCGACAAUGACGAGAGAUUUAAGAACUUCGUGUUGAGUGACAAGGUGGUACCGGUCUCGGGUGACCAGAUACCCGAGGAAUCAAACGACAGUAGAGAAACUGAGAAAGAGAACACAAGUAGUUUCUGCAGGACCAAGAGUGAGACAUUCUUGGAGCCAUCACUAUGCUGCAACUCUUUCCACAGGGUAAAGAAUGAGAAGAGAGCCCCCUGUAAUGGCAGCUUGAGAAUUAGAAAGCGGUCUCUUAGCAUUCCCUCCCUCAGCAGACAUAGAUCGAUGGUAUCGAACGAGUGCACCCUUCCCAAUGAGUUUUCGAGGUAGAGUGGGGCCACAUAUAUACUCCCUCUUUUCUAUAUUAAUUGACCAUUAUGAUUGUCUUGAUACAUUAAAAACGAAUGAAUGUAGACAAUCUCUAUGUCUACAUUCGUUCAUUUUUUUGAACCAAAAGCAAAUAUAUUUCACCACCAAAUGUCAAUGAAAACAACAUAUUACAAAGAACAGGAGGACAAUUACUACAUUCGUUCAUUUUUUAAUAUAUCAAGAAAGUCAUAAUGAUCAGUUAAUAUGAAAUGAAGGGGGGUAUAAACGUUGGAUGGCCUCGUUCUUUUGUACAUUGUUUCGUCGUAUGGUCAUUCUCAUCACAGACCACAGUAAGUUUUAUUUCUCCAUUUUGAUGUUAUUGACUGCUUGUUCUUGAACCUCAUUCAUGGUGUUUUUGUGCAAAGAGCAAUUGGUGUGUUCUUUCGUGAAUCCAUACUAAUCGUUUUCAUCUCGAGUCUUUCUCUCUAUGCAUCUUGCUCACAGAGAAGUUCACAUGUAUUUACAAAAUGUGAAUCAAGUUAGGCCUAAUGAAUUUUAUCUAUAUAG
Cuscuta campestris is the source of this 2944-nucleotide messenger RNA. NCBI's taxonomy places the organism in Eukaryota, Viridiplantae, Streptophyta, Magnoliopsida, Solanales, Convolvulaceae. The record is from the annotation of a GenBank genome assembly.